This is a messenger RNA of Plectropomus leopardus (leopard coralgrouper), 3875 nucleotides long. It is a transcript of the gene fxr2, whose product is annotated as FMR1 autosomal homolog 2. Gene Ontology annotation, molecular function: mRNA 3'-UTR binding; translation regulator activity. The record is from RefSeq and is a predicted model, not a curated record. Gene Ontology annotation, cellular component: neuron projection; nucleus; cytoplasmic stress granule. Gene Ontology annotation, biological process: mRNA transport; positive regulation of translation; animal organ development. NCBI's taxonomy places the organism in Eukaryota, Metazoa, Chordata, Actinopteri, Perciformes, Serranidae.
ACACCCAUCUCCCCAACCCCUUCACCUCUGCCCCUCUCCCUCCACCCGAAACACUGGAAAUCCACAAGCGGCCGGAGAGCGGCGAAGGGCCGGCGAAGCUGGGGGUGGUAACGUUACCGGACUCGCCGGGAGUCGUAACGGCUACAGACAAGCUCAGCCGUGGGGACCUACCGACAAGUAUGGACGGGCUGGCCGUGGAAGUUCGCGGCUCGAAUGGGGCCUUCUACAAGGGUUACAUCAAAGAUGUCCACGAAGACUCACUCACAAUUGUUUUUGAAAACAACUGGCAGCCAGAGAGACAGUUGCCCUUCAGCGACGUGCGGUUGCCUCCUCCAGCCGACUACCACAAGGAAAUUGGUGAAGGAGAGGAGGUGGAGGUUUACUCCAGGGCGAAUGAACAGGAGCCAUGUGGCUGGUGGCUGGCCAGGGUCAGAAUGAUGAAGGGAGAAUUCUAUGUGAUCGAAUACGCGGCAUGCGACGCCACAUACAACGAGAUUGUCACGGCAGAGCGCAUCAGGCCCCUCAACCCCAACAGCCCCUCCUCUCGAAACUCUUUCCACAAGGUCCCCAUCCCUGUCCCAGAAGACCUGAGGGACAUCUGUGAAAACGACAACAUUCACAAAGACUUCAGGAAAGCGAUCGGAGCCAACUGCAUCUUCUACAGUGCCCAAACACACGAACUCAUUGUGCUGUCUACAAAUGAAACCACAGUAAAGCGUGCCACUCUCCUGAGCGACAUGCAUUUCCGCAGCAUCCGAACCAAGCUUAUGCUAAUGUCCCGCAACGAAGAAGCCACCAAACAUCUGGAGACAAGUAAGCAGUUAGCGUCAGCGUACCAAGAGGAGGUGAGGGUCAGGGAGGACCUGAUGGGCCUUGCCAUUGGCUCCCAUGGUGCCAACAUCCAGCAGGCGAGGAAGGUACCCGGUGUCACAGCUAUUGAGCUGGAGGAGGAGAGCUGCACGUUCAGAAUCUAUGGAGAGACCCCAGAGGCAGUAAAGCAGGCUAGAGAGUAUCUUGAGUUCAAAGAAGACUACUUUCAGGUACCCAGGAACCUUGUAGGCAAAGUCAUCGGCAAGAACGGCAAAGUCAUCCAGGAGAUCGUGGACAAGUCGGGCGUGGUCCGCGUCAGGAUCGAGGGAGACAACGACAAAAAGCUUCCCCGGGAGGAGGUAGGCAGGCAGGGGGCAGGCAGGGACGACACUGCCAGCAGCAAAGAGGGCAUGGUUCCCUUCGUGUUCGUGGGAACUAAAGAGAACAUCAGCAACGCUCAGGCUCUGUUGGAGUACCACGUGUCCUAUCUGCAGGAAGUGGAGCAGCUGCGCCUUGAGCGUCUCCAGAUCGACGAGCAGCUCCGUCAGAUCGGGGUUGGGUACCGCGCGCCUCCUAGUCGGACCGGGGGCCCAGGUGCUGAACGGGAGAAGGGCUACUUGACCGAUGAGAGCAGCAACUCACUUCACACCUCUCGCACCUACGGAGGCCGCGGCAGAGGACGCCGAGCCUCCAACAGCCAGUACUCUGGAUAUGGCACCAACUCUGAACUGUCGAAUGCUUCUGAGUCGGAGGAUGUUGGCGAGCGAGAUCAGCGGCCCCGUGGCAUAGGCGGCGAUGAGAGAGGCUCCCGACGGGGCGGCAGAGGCCGAGGCUCUAACUCCGGCCGAGGACGUGGGGGGCCCGGAUCCAAGCCUUCCAACUCCAUCAGCUCAGUGCUGAGGGACCCGGACAGCAACCCGUACUCGCUGCUGGAGGGUGAAGGCGAGUUGGCCGACACAGAUAUCAGUGAAGGCAUGGGAGGAGACCGCCGUAGACGCUCCAGACGCCGCCGCAACGACCAAGAGCCCAGCGUGAUGGACGCUGCUGCAGAGUCGGAUGGCCAGGCGGGCCCCAGCGAGAACGGACUGGAUGAAGAGGCACGACCUCAGCGCCGCAACAGAAGCCGCCGUCGUCGUAACCGUGGCAACCGCCCAGAGGGAGGUUCAGCCAGCCGUGACAGACAGCAAGGUGACAGUGUGACUGUUGCUGACUACAUAUCCCGUGCUGAGUCCCAGAGCAGACAGAACCUGCCCCAGAAGGAAAACCAUGCUGGCCCCGAGCCCAAGGAGAACGGGACCAGCGCCACGAAGGAUGAGCGAACGCCCUCCAAGGGUUCCCCCAACAAAGGCAUGAGCUCGGCCGGCGAGACCUUGACCCUGGUCAACGGGGUCUCGUAAAGAGACGGCCCUGCCCCUCGCGAACCCAAGUCUAGAGCAAGACUCCAUGGCAAACUCUGUCCCUGCUUGCAUUAACUUAAACCUUAAACAGAUGAGUGAAAAGUACCUGACAAAAUACCUGAAUUCAUACUACGAGAGUGAAAAAGUACAAAAAAACGACAAACGCAUCUACUUAAAAACACACGUUAACGGUGUAUGCUAUCCUAUCUAUCAGUACUUAGUGCUUAUUUAAAAAAACAACUAGCUUGCCAAAAAAGAGCUGGUGGAUAUGACUUGAUUUUUAAAAAUACUGAAAUACAAGAAACAGGACGAGACUUUUUUUUUUUGUUUUGUUUUUUGAAACGGUUGUCUUUAUUUGUGUCUUUUUUUUUCUGUUAAUUUUGUUCAUUGUUUAUCACUGGUUUGGACUUGGUGGUCGCUCUCUCUCAACCAAAACAGACGCGUCUCUUUAACAGUGUUAAAGUACAGACUCGAGAGAUGUAGGCUGUAGGGAGUGGCAUUACGAGCAGACAGUCCAAUAGCUUACGUGACGCGGCGUUCGCACACUGAACCUGGGAGCGGAGACAGACAGAUUGGAAUAUUGAUAGACAUUGUGCCUUGAAUUUGAAAAAAAUAAUAAUUAAAAAAAAACAGUUUUUUCCAUUAAGUUUGUUUUUGUUUCCUAAGUGGAAAAAAGAGGGAGAGGUGUUCUUCCAAUUUUUUUUUUUUUUUUUUGGUUCCAAGAGGAGAAAAGAGGAUACAGAAAUGGAAAGAGUGGCUGGCCAACGUGAGGAAAAACAAGUCUGGUGCCAAAAUUCAAGGCGCUUGUCCUCAUUCCGAGUGGACAGCGUCGGGGUCAGUGCGUGCGUGUACGUACGUGUGUUUGUGUUUGAGACAUUUGGCAACCACAAAAACUAAACCGGGAGGGGUGAUGUGACGUAACGCAGCCCUGGGCGGGGUCGCGCGCUGAGGCAUCUCUAUUUAUCAACAGGACUGAGGGGGGCGUCUUCCUCCUCUCACCUGUUUGGGGGUCUUCUGAGGGUCCAGGGUGGCUCCCACACAGCCUUGUAAACCAGGACAGGCUGAGACCAGACAGACGGCAGACUUGAACUCUAGAUUUAGACUUUAAGAUACCGUGCCUCUUUUCUCUGUGUCGGAGGGGGGCGGCGGUGCUAGCUUCCAGCCACACUAGUGUCUUGAUAAAAAUGACAAAAAAACAAAAAAAAAAAACCAACAACCACUGCAGCGCACAGCUCCGGACGCACACGAGGGCGAUCACCUUUCUGGGACGGGUGCUGCUAGUGGGAAAAAGAGUGGGAGGGGAGGGGCCCGGAACUUUGUGGGAUUGGGACAGCUUCAAAUGACAUGAGAGCCACAUGACACACAGGCCCACACUUACAGGUUACAUACACACACACACCAGGCGCGUGGAAGUCGCCCGCACGGCGCAAAAGCAGAGGACCGCAAAAAAAGCGAACAAAACAAGCGAGGUGUCCGUCUUGUACCUGGCAGUUUGGGGUUGGCAAAAGGAGUAAGAGAGGGGGGACUCGAUUAAAAAAAAAAAAAAAAAACCCUCAGUGGCUCUCUGCUCAUGUUGUUACUGUUGUCUUGGUUACCGCUCUCAAGUUUUUUUUGUUGCUAUUUCCACAUCUUAGAAAAAUAUGAAAUAAAAAAUUGAAGUGAAAUCAA